Plutella xylostella (diamondback moth) is the source of this 781-nucleotide messenger RNA. RefSeq names its product von Hippel-Lindau protein (gene Vhl). The record is from RefSeq and is a predicted model, not a curated record. NCBI's taxonomy places the organism in Eukaryota, Metazoa, Arthropoda, Insecta, Lepidoptera, Plutellidae.
AUGGUGGAAAACGUGAACGAGGGUGAAAACGGUACAGAUUUCCUUUACGAGGUCGACGCAAGCGGCAACCGUACCCUGGUUCGAUCGUACGAGGCGUUGCAGCGCGCCUUCCUGCGCUUCACCAACCGCACCCUGCGCCCCGUCGACGUGUUCUGGCGCGACUACAACGGCGUGAAGCAGUUCUACGUGCGCAUCGAGCCGGGCAAGCACUACAACAUCAACUCCUACAUCACGCACCCCUGGGAGUUCAUCGACUCGGCCACCAAGGAGCGCUACGUGGUGAACAACAAGCUGAUCUUCCGCGCGCCGGAGAGCGUGGGCGGCAUGAUGUUCCGCACCAACUGGAACAUCACGGUGCCGACGGUGCGCUCGCUGCGGUUCUGCGCCAUGAUGUCUCUGAUGCGGCGCGUGGAGCCCGAGCAGGUGGCCUCGCUGGGGCUGCCCCGUACCCUGGCUGAUGAGCUGCGCCACUACAUGCUCCGUGUGCGACGGUCCUCCGCCCCGCAGCCCGUCGCAUGACAGAGGCAAUUCUCCACAAACCUCCUCAAACAGACAAUAUCCACAUUCCUAUUCCUGGUCAUCACGGAUCUAGUGUACAACAUUGUAGUGACUUGCUUACCGUUUUUCGGUUAUCAGCCUAAUACAGACAAGUAAUUGCCUUGUUUGGUUGUCACACAUUUCCGUUAUCUAAUACUUGUUUUGUUAUAACCGGUUGGGUUUGAAUGUUUUGUUCAUUAUGUUGUAAUCAUUAGAGUAGAGGCUGUUGCGAUGCUAUGCGAUA